CGAGCUGUCUCUUGUUGGAUAUGCACUUGGCUCCUUCUUGUUGGAACCAUCCACACCCACAAUCCCCGCCUCCCUUUCUCUCUCUCUCUCUCUCCCCCCUCUCUCUUAUCUCAAAUCUACGUUCCUGGAAACCAUUAAUUACUACUUCUGAUCAGUCCUCACAAGGUGGAGGUAGUGGAGGUGGUGGCCGGUGUUGUUCAUGGCGCUGCUGAUCUCCUCUAUAUAACAGUGAUUCAGGUGGUGUUGGGGUCGGUCGGCCCCAAGAUCUGAGCCUUGUUUCUUCUAUAUUUUUAAAAUUUAUUGUCUGCAGUAUCAACAAAAAAGAAUGUGUUGUCAAUUGUCUCUCCAUUGAGACAAGUGUUGGAAUUGGAGGAAUAGGUUGGUGGGUGUGCCACUCAAAAAGCUGAUCAAAGAAGAGAUGAGAUUGAGUCAUGCUAAGCCACUCUUCUCCUCGUCUUCUCAAUGUUCUCAUUACUCAUCUCUUUGAAUAAUAAUUCCUUGUUUGGCAAGUCUAGUGGUUUUGAAUGGUUUCACUCUUUGAUUAGAAGAGAAACAUUGGGAUGAGUAGAAUCAUGGAAAGAUAGUAUUAUUUGAGAUGUUCCAUGAAUGAUAUUCUCAUAUAGAAUUUUGAGAGAUCAAAAGCCAGGGUUUCAAUUUUAUCAAGGUUAAUGGAACUGAGCAAGGAAAUGGGAUUUCCACCCUCCUCAGGCUAUAACCCUCUGGCAUCCGCGGGAUCUGGAGGAGGAGGAGAUGAUCAUCAUAAUAUUGAUAAUGGCACUACCGUCUUCAAACCACCUCAAAUCCCACACCAUCAUCCUCUUCUUCAACAACAACAAGAGCUGAAUCCGCAACAGCAGUCACUCGGCCAGGGAUGUGAUCCAGAUCCAGACCCAGACCCAGACCCAGUUCACGUCGCCGGCGUCCUUGCUGGUGCAACAAUUGCGUCCACUAUCGGCGGAUCGAACUCCAAGGCCUCCGUUAGGUAUAGAGAAUGCCUCAAGAACCACGCAGCCAACAUCGGCGGCAACGUCGUCGACGGCUGCGGGGAGUUCAUGCCCGAUGGAGAAGAAGGAACCCUAGAAGCUCUGAUGUGUGCAGCUUGUAACUGCCACCGGAACUUCCACCGGAAAGAGGUCGACGGCGAGACCAUCGGCAGGAGUGCACCUCACUUUCACCCACUCCCUCCAACUCUAGCAUCUCCGCCAUAUCUGCACCGCCAAAAAUUCCCAAAGGCCUUUCACGCACCCCCUUCAACAAUCAUCAUCCCUCCCAUGUCCAUGGCUUUUGGGACGAGCAUCGGCGCCACCGAGUCUUCAAGCGAGGAUCUCAGAGCCUUCGACUCCAAUGCCGGGGCAGCGCCACCUCCUCCUCCCCCUCCCCCUCCCUCGUCUCUGUCGAAGAAGCGGUUUAGGACGAAAUUCACUCAGGAGCAGAAAGAGAAGAUGCUGGAGUACGCAGAGAAGGUGGGGUGGAGAAUGCAAAAGCAGUACGAAGAACAAGUUCAACAGCUUUGUGCCGAGGUUGGUGUAAAGAGACAGGUCUUCAAGGUUUGGAUGCACAACAACAAGAACACCCUAAAGAAACAGCCACAGCCGCAGCAGCAACCCCCGCCAUUGUAACCAGCAAUUAAAUUGUACACUGUAGAUGGGUAUCAGAACGAGAAGAGAAUGUAUAAAGAGAAAUGAGGAUCAUUUGCAAAUCCCUUGGCAUCUACAUAAAUCCCAGCUCUCAUGCACCUUCAAUUCACACAAAGGUAUCAUCAUCUCAUCUCUAGAAUUCUCAAUUUGUUGGAUCUGAGAUUCUGCAUUCUCUGAAUUGAUUUUGUUUAAGGUUAUAUAUAUAUAUACUACUUAGUCAAUUCAACAUGCUUGCUUUUCAUUAAAUAUUAAUUAUUGUCCUUUUUAAAAUAAUAAUAAUAAUAAUAAUCAUGGGAUAUUAAUCAUUGAAUGCAUUUUAUGAGUUGUUUAAUCAUGUUACACGAGAUAUUUGAUUCCAACAUCAUAUUAUUAUUCCUAAUUUACAUGUCUUUAAUAAGGUUUAGUUAGUCGUGUUGACGGUCAACCCAUGAAUUCACGACUUUCUAGAUUUUGUUCCCAAAUAUACCAGGAUGAAUCAUAUUGAAUCAAGGAGUUUCUAAUCAUUUUUGUUGAAUCGUGAUUUUACUGUAGUCUUUUAUUAAAUGAAAAAUAAAUGAUGGACGUGUGGUAGAGGAGUAACAUAUCAACAUGGCCACAUGGCCAUGUGAGGUGAGGGUGAGGUGAGGGCCUAAGGUUAUCCCUUUUAUCGAUGUUGAUUAGUAUGUUUAAUCGUGCUUGACUGUUGAAGAUAGUAAAAGUACCGAUGGACGCGGCGAAGCGGGGAUUAUUUAAUUUUCUUAUACAUUACUAAAUUAGAGGGAAAGUUUGAAAUACGAAUCCCAUUUUAAUAUUGACUAAUUGGGUUGCUUGCGAGUCAAGGAUGUUAUGUCUGUGUGGCAUUAUAGCUGAGGCCCUGAGGGCAAUGGCGUGGACUCCAACGCUUUUUUAGUUUUUUUUUUUUUUUUUUUAAUUUCAUUUCUUUCCUUAUAAAUCCCUCUUUCACACCUCCUCUACACUCAUCUCUAAUCGUCAUCAACACUCGUACACAUGGCGGAGCGGCGUAACCCCAAAUCAAUCUCCCUCACCGUCUCAUCUUAAACCCUAAUCCCUCCCCCAAUUCUCUUCUUCUCAAACGACCCCCUCCCUCCCACAUGGCUGCUUCUGUCAACAACAUUGCAGCUACAUUCGCCACAGCGCCAAUUCCGUCAUCCUCUUCUUCUUCUUCUAAUCAAGCCACCUUUGCUCUUUCCAUGUCGCGUAAACCCAUUUCCACAUCAUGGAAUCCUCACAGAAGUCUUCAUCGGUCCCAAAAAUCCUUUUUCAUUAAUCUCUAUGGACCACCGGGCCCGCCGCCUCCCUUCCAAGAAAUCUCCACAGCCAGAGACCCCAGACUCGCAUCCAUUUCCAUAGGCGGGAAGCUCCCUAAUGCGACUCUCUCCUCCCUCGGCCCAAACGGCAGGGUUCAAAACGUUGACAUUUCGAGCCUCGCCAAGGGAAAGAAACUCCUUCUGGUGGGCGUCUCGGCCGCCUUCUCACCCAACUGCACUCGUUUCGUCAAACGGAUUGAGGCAAUGAAAGGGAAGAGCGCGGAUUUGAUAGCAUGUGUGGCCAUCAACGAUGAAUUCGUGAUGAGGGCGUGGGGCCAACAUCUUGGGGUUGGUGAGAAGGUGAUGAUGUUAUCAGAUGGGCGUGGAGAGUUAGCCACAGCACUUGGGCUGUCUACCCAUAUUCAGAAUGAUGUUAGCGCCGGUUCGGGAUUGGGUGUACGGUCCAGGAGGUUUUGCUUAGCUGCUGUCAACGGCCUCAUCACCACCGUUCACUUGGACGAUUCUGAUGAUUACUGCAUUUCUCACGCAACUGGACGGUGCUGAUAACUUCCCGAGGAAUCAGUGGUUACAUUUACUUCUCUUUUCUUUUGUCCAACCGGUAUUCAACGACGAAAAAGCAAUGUUUUUUUAA
Molecule: messenger RNA, 3536 nt
Organism: Vitis vinifera (wine grape)
Lineage: Eukaryota; Viridiplantae; Streptophyta; Magnoliopsida; Vitales; Vitaceae
Product: zinc-finger homeodomain protein 6
Exons: 1
Coding region: 669-1619 (316 amino acids)
Biological process (GO): regulation of DNA-templated transcription; regulation of developmental process
Cellular component (GO): nucleus
Molecular function (GO): DNA-binding transcription factor activity; transcription cis-regulatory region binding
Source: RefSeq, a predicted model, not a curated record